AAGUCAUUUAAAGGAAUUGAAAAUAUGAUAAUGGCUAGUACUAAGGCGUUCUACUCUUUCUUCAAAACUCUUUUCCUCUUCUUUUCUCUAGUUCUCCACAAGAGACUGAGGAGCCCAUCAAGUUCUCUCCAUAGAAAGGUCAGCUCUUUGAAAUUCCGGAGGUUCUCUUCUCUUGCCUGUAACAGAUCAGAUGAGCUUUUAAACCAAACCAUAGUCUUUGAUGUAGAGGGAACAUUGUUGAGGUCUUCAUCUUUGUUUCCUUACUUCAUGCUUGUGGCUUUUGAAGCUGGAGGGCUCUUAAGGGCACUGGUUCUUCUCCUCUUCUAUCCCUUUAUCUGUUUCAUGAUUAGUGAAGAGAUGGGUUUAAACCUAAUGGUCAUGGUUUGCUUUCUGGGUAUUAAAAGAGAGAAGUGUAGAGUUGGGAGAGCUGUGUUGCCUAAGUUCUUCUUGGAAGAUGUGGGUCUUGAAGGUUUUGAAGUGGUUAUGAGAUUUGGGAGAAAGGUAGGCAUUAGUUGUUUGCCUACAGUGAUGGUUGAUGGCUUCUUGAGAGACUAUUUACAGGUUGAUUGUGUUGUGGGUAGAGAGUUGAAGGUGUUCCAUGGUUACUGUGUGGGUUUAAUGGAGGAAAAAAAUUUGAUUAAUGGUGAGGUUUUGGAGGUUCUAGAAAACCAGACCAAAAUGGGUUGUGAUGUUGUGGCCCUUCAAAAGUUGAAUAACAAAUGUCAUGAGCAUCCGAAGUUGUUCUCUUAUUGCAAGAAGGAGAACGUCUACAUGGUGAGUGAAACGGAGAAGAGGAACUGGCAUGAGCUACCAAAGGUUCAAUACCCCCAACCACUAAUCUUCCAUGAUGGUAGAUUGGCUUUCAGGCCCACCCCACUUGCCACACUAGCCGUGAUCAUUUGGGUCCCGUUUGGCGUCUUCCUUGCCAUCUUCAGAGCCCUUAUUGCCUUACUAUUGCCCUACAAUAUGAUGAUCCCAAUUUUAAGCUUCAGUGGGAUGAGAUUCCAAACAUCCCCCAAUCCCAUUAUUUCAUCUGCCACAUCCAAACAAGACCCAAAUGUAAAGGGCCUUCUCUACGUGUGUAAUCACAGAACACUCCUGGACCCACUCUACCUUUCAGCUGCCAUCAGGAAGCCUCUCACUGCUGUCACAUAUAGCCUGAGUAGAGUAUCAGAGGUAUUAGCACCAAUCAGAACCAUCCGAUUAACAAGAGAUAGAGAUGAAGAUGCAAAGAUGAUGAAGAAGCUGUUAAGUGAAGGAGAUCUUGUGGUGUGCCCAGAAGGGACCACUUGUAGGGAACCCUAUCUUUUGAGGUUCAGUCCCUUAUUUGCAGAAAUGAGUGAUGAGAUAGCUCCAGUUGCCAUGCAUGUGCAGGUCACCAUGUUCUAUGGUACAACGGCAGGUGGGCUUAAAUGCUUGGACCCACUCUUCUUCCUGAUGAACCCAAGUCCCAUUUACCAUGUCCAGUUUCUUGAAAAGGUAUCUAGAUCGUCCACGUGUCAUGAUGAUGCUAAAUCAAGGUUUGAUGUUGCCAAUCAUAUACAGAAGGAACUGGGUCAAGUGUUGGGGUUUGAGUGCACCAAGCUUACCAGGAAGGACAAGUAUUUGAUAUUAGCUGGUAACGAAGGGAAUGCUUCUUCUUCACCCAAACAUAAAAUCACAUGAUGUGUUAACUUUCACCACCACUUAGAUGUCAAGGCUGUGUUUGGUUUGUAUUUUCGAAAUAGAUUCGAAGUUUAGAAUGUAUUUUGAAAAAAAAAAUUCUUUAUCAUUUCAUAUUGAUUGUAUAUCAAACACAGCCUAAGAUAGUAAUGAUAGCCUGAUAGCCUAAUAGCUAGGCUCAAUUUGUGCACGCUUGUUAAGUGCUAAGGUGCAAAUUUGGUAGGUGUGGGAUCACUUUUGAGUGUUCUGAUGUGGUCUCAUUCACGUGUAAUGUAAGCAAUAUUAAUAUUAGAGAUAAUAGGGUGAGAGAAAGCUCUUAAUCAUCCUUUGUACGUCAUUUAUUAUAUUUAUAAACGUCACAAGGCAUGUAUUAUGUCCUGUGGAUAAAUGAUGUAUUCAUCCCUACUAUCAGACAGAGAGGGUAUAGUACAAAUUAAUCAUAUAUCAAAUUUUAAAGUCUAA
Messenger RNA from Macadamia integrifolia, 2124 nucleotides. RefSeq names its product probable glycerol-3-phosphate acyltransferase 3. Gene Ontology annotation, biological process: cutin biosynthetic process. The coding region runs from base 25 to 1665 and encodes 546 amino acids. The record is from RefSeq and is a predicted model, not a curated record. The transcript has 2 exons. Gene Ontology annotation, cellular component: membrane. Gene Ontology annotation, molecular function: phosphatase activity; glycerol-3-phosphate 2-O-acyltransferase activity. NCBI's taxonomy places the organism in Eukaryota, Viridiplantae, Streptophyta, Magnoliopsida, Proteales, Proteaceae.